This is a messenger RNA of Parnassius apollo (apollo), 678 nucleotides long. The record is from the annotation of a GenBank genome assembly. Lineage: Eukaryota; Metazoa; Arthropoda; Insecta; Lepidoptera; Papilionidae.
AUGCUGUAUACAUCAGUCCUUAUCUGCUUCCUGUUCCUGGAGAUCGCAGUCUGCGCUCCAGAAAACAUUCAGAGCGAUGAUACCCAUGCUGACCAAGAUGCCCAUGACCUCCGCGGUGCCCAAGUUGAACACACCGCCCCACUCGAGAAGAGAUCUCCACGCUAUGACUUUGGUUUAGGAAAACGGGCCUAUAGCUACGUUUCUGAAUACAAACGACUUCCUGUCUACAACUUCGGAUUAGGCAAAAGGUCGCAGCUCUAUUCAUUUGGUCUAGGCAAGCGAUCCGUUGACGGUGAUCAAUCCAGCGAUGACUUCAUGAGUGACGUUGACCACGCUAACGUGCCUGAACUCUUUGACCAAUAUGACGACGCUCCAGUUUAUGAGGUCAAGCGCGCACGACCAUACAGUUUUGGACUCGGUAAGCGUCUAGCCGAAGAUUCAGAGGAGAAUGAAGAUAAACGAGCCAGAAUUUACGACUUCGGAUUAGGCAAGAGACCAUAUCUCUACAAUUUCGGUCUUGGCAAACGAGCUAGAAGUUACAACUUUGGUCUUGGCAAACGCCUCAGCAAAUUCAAUUUCGAACUUGGUAAGAGGCAGCGAGACAUGCACCGCUUCAGCUUUGGCCUUGGCAAGCGAUCCAGCGAUGCGAUUGACAGCGAAAACUAUAUGGACGAGUAA